CCUCCGCUUCUCCUCCUCUCCUCGAUGUGCCGCUUUGUGAUCUACAAGGGAACCCCAGUGCAACUCUGCCAUUUGCUGACUCGACCAUGUCAUUCAAUCAUUAACCAAGCCUUUGACUCACGGCUCAGACUUGACCGGCGGAGACCUAUCAACGGAGACGGAUUUGGUGUCGGCUGGUACGAUUCGGUCCAGGACGCUGAAUUGGGUAGCCAGCCCUGCAUCUUCACGUCCGUGACUCCGGCAUGGAACAACGUUAAUCUUACUCGACUUGCUGAGAAGAUUAAGUCACCAUUGAUCUUCGCCCAUGUACGUGCAACAACCGCAGGUUCUCUCUCCCUCGAUAAUUGUCAUCCAUGGGCAUACGGCAAGCUGAUGUGGAUGCAUAAUGGUGGAAUUGCCGAGUUCCAUAAAAUCAAACGACGCCUGCAGGCGAGUCUGUCCGAUGAAAUCUUCAACCAUGUCCAAGGGAACACAGAUUCGGAGUGGGCCUUUGCGCUCUUCCUCUCGAAACUACCUGACCCGAACGCGAAAUGCUUCACGACGAAUUGCCUCAAGCAGGCCAUGCUUGAGACGAUCACCACUCUCAAUGCAUUCGCGGAUGAUGAGAACAUCGCGGAGCCGAGCUUGAUGAACUUCUGCGUGACAGACGGCGAGAGCGUCAUCGCAACCCGUUACAUUUCCUCUCGCCACCAGGAGGCUGCUUCACUAUGGUUCUCUUCCGGCACAACGUUCAGCGAAUACGCACCCGGAGGCCAUUAUCGAAUGUCCAAGGCAGACAAACGCGAGAACAUCAUAAUGGUCGCCAGUGAACCCCUUACCUUCGAGAAAGCGGACUGGAUGGAAAUCAAAACAAACCACAUGAUCGCCAUCACGCCUCGGAUGAACCUCCUGCAGAUCCCCAUCGUCGAUAAAUUCUUCGUCUCACCUUCGCAAGGCCGUGAAACCGGGUUCGCUGCGGAAAAGGGCUUCUUGAGCCCCCGCCCCGGUCCCUUGCGCGGCUCAGCCAUCGAAGCAACAGAGAACGGUAUACCAAUCAAUGUGCCGGAGAAUGCGGUCCUAACGGAGAACUUGCGGUCACCCGUGCUCGCACAUUGACAGCACGUUGUUGACGCUGCAUUUUCUGUCAUCAUGAAUUGUUAUCUUGUUCGCUUUGUCUUGUUUGUUCCAUAGAGUUGUACAACAGGAAAGGAGUAAUAUGAUGAACGUUAAUGAAAAUUGUUUAUCUGAGGAGUCAACCAUUAAAGCCUGCGUCGUUUUCCUUCGCUGGAGUUCAAGGUGCUACUUUUUCGCUUGACGCUCUCUACUAACUUUUGUAGGUUAGUAUCACCAUCAGCGCCUACUUCCCUUGACGAUAGUUUCUCAAUCGGCUCUUGCGUCUUGCGGCGCUUUGCGCGCUCCUGUAGCAGUGCAGACAUGUUCUUGGUCUUCUUGAAGUGGGGAUUGCUUGGGUCGAUGGCAAAUGUGUGAUCCUCAUGCAGAGCCUUGAAUCGCUCGUCCUUGACGUCGAUAACGAAGUGCUCCUGCAUCUCGUCAGGUCCAUCAUCCUCGAACUUGUCUUUUUUGCCCUUCUUCUUCUUUCCUUUUCCCUUCUCUGCCUUCAGUACCGCCUUCAUGUCGAAGUGUUUGGUGCCGCCUUCGAGGUUGUCACCGCCUGUCAGCAGGGCGAGUUCCUCGGCUGUUGACUCUACACGCGCUCCCAUGCGUUCUGUCAACCUCAUCCUGUUCUUGCCCUUGUCACGCGUGUGCUCGGUUUUCUCAUCUUCAGCCUCCUCGUCCUCACUAGCGGCACCGAAGAAGUCGUCCUCCGCGACCACUCCGCCUUUCUUCUUUUUCUCUUCCCCGGGGUUUUUAUCCUUCGUCUUAGCUUCCGCCUUCCGUUUCUGCUUCUUUUCCUUCAUUUUUCGCUGGUAUUUCUCCAAGGUCGUCUCCUCAUCGUCUCCCUUCGGCUUGGUACUGAAACCGGGUGCAAACGUGAUCUCCAUGUCGACAUCAUCUUCCUUCUUGUCGUUAGCAGUGCUUGCCCAGCCUUCUGGCAUUGCAUCGCCAUUCCCUUCGAGCAGCAGCGCACGCAGCCUGGCACGGUCCGAGGCCUUCUUAUCUUUCUUAUGGACGUCGCGAGCAUCGGCUUCACUAUCCGACUCGGACUCGGAAGAGGCGAUGAGCGCCUUGAAAUCUGCCUCCUCUAUCUCCUGUUUCGACAGGGCGCGUCUCGUAAUGCGCACUCGCUCUGGAUCGUCUUCGUCCCAGGUGAGCUUGACUUUGGAAUGCCGUAGGGCGUCUGUAACGAAGUCGAGCCCUUUGUACUGGUUUGAAGCUGUGUCAUCAGUAGCUUCAUCUCGGCACUCAUCGUCGAACGUCAUGUCAUCCGGUACAUAGCUGAGGUCAAAGACGUUCGCCGAUCGUUCAAACUCGGUGCCUUCUAACUCAGAGUACACAUAAGCUGCUGCUGGGACGCUAUCGAACUCAGCGAUAGCGUAAUAGUACCUCAUGCGUUCGAGCUGGUACUUGCGCAGAGCAUCCUCGUCGUAAUCGUCUCCUUGCCCAACCUCAAUUAUAUCCGAGGCGUCGCCGUCAGCGCUAUCAUCAUCGUCCUUUUUCUUGAAAACCUCUGGAGGUGGACCCUCCCUUUCCUCUCUCGCUAUCCUCUCUUUUCCGAACUGACUGGGAUAAACCCGAACACUGAGAAGCCUGCCGCGCAACGAAGGCUGAGAUCUUUGUGCAGCACGCUUUGAACCCUCCGAAGCGGGUGGUGAGAGAACGGAAGAGAUGAUCUUCCACAGGUGGAAGGCGCGAAUGUGAUCCCAGUCAAGAUUGACAAUGGCAACACGCCGUGUAGGGUCUAUGGUAGGCCGUCCAUCUUCGUCGUCUUGAGCGCGGCGCGCAGCAGCGGCCUGGGCGUCCAGGUCUGCGAAAUUAUCCUCAUCCAGGUCAAUCUCCGGCUCCUCGUCUUCGUCGAGCACUCGUAUGGGUUUCGUUUUGUCUUGGUCGAGAGUUACGACGCCGUCGCCCUCGUCAUCGCUCUCCUCAUCUUCCAAGCCGCUCUUCCCACCAUCGUCUGACGACUCCAACAGGACUUCACCUCGCGCGUAGUCCACCAGCUUCGGCGUCUCC
Messenger RNA from Punctularia strigosozonata HHB-11173 SS5, 3111 nucleotides. Its product is annotated as N-terminal nucleophile aminohydrolase. NCBI's taxonomy places the organism in Eukaryota, Fungi, Basidiomycota, Agaricomycetes, Corticiales, Punctulariaceae. The transcript is spliced from 12 exons. Bases 25 to 1095 code for a protein of 356 amino acids. The record is from RefSeq and is a predicted model, not a curated record.